AUGCAGAACGGAAUAUAUUGGCGGGAAUUCAUUUGUUUGAUGCUGCUCAAAACUCUGUUGACACCAUCAGCAAAUCAAUGCAACAAUCCACCAACUCUCCCAAAUGGGAGGGUUACUUACAUCGAUGACGUUUAUGUGAUAUACACGUGUGAUCCUGGCCAUUCUAUGGACGUUGAACGUGACAAGGUGGUCCUGCUUUGCAAUACAUCUUCCGGAGAAUGGAGCGGUGCAUUGCCUAAUUGCAAUCGUAUCCAGUGCCCUGCUCCUGCCGAGCCAAACUUUGGUUCAGUUGAAGGGAAUGGACAUUACUAUGGUGACAGUGUCUUCUUCUCCUGCGAUUCAAAGUAUCGAUUAACGGAGGAUAGUGAAACUAGCACAUGUACCGAGUUGGGGAAGUGGUCCGAAGAAACACCGACAUGUUCUCCUGAUCUGUCGAACCCUCUUGUAUGCCCAUCGGGUAGUUGGAAUUAUCAAAACCAGACAUGCUUUGUGGCCUACAACGACAGGGAGGACUGGUGGGGCGCCAGAGCUAUAUGUGCAACUGUUUCUCCUGACAUCCCUUAUGGCCACCUUGCCAAGAUUCCCGACCAAGCUACCCAAGAUUUCAUAGUUGAGAGACUUCAAACCGGAAGGAAUUAUUGGAUAGGAGUUUUCGAAGGUCUGAAGUGGUACUGGGAAGGAUCUGCCUCCGAAAUCCUAUUUUUUGCAUGGGCGGAUGGAGAGCCUAACGGUGAAAUCGAUAGCGAAAUCUGCAUUGAAUUUUACGGACAAUCCAACAACUAUGGUUGGAAUGAUGCAGGCUGUAGGGAUACCAAUUUCUUUAUCUGCGAGUUUGCCGUAGUUACAUUCAUUUUACACGAAGGAAAACCUUACGGGAUUCUACUUUGA
This is a messenger RNA of Lytechinus variegatus (green sea urchin), 888 nucleotides long. Its product is annotated as sushi, von Willebrand factor type A, EGF and pentraxin domain-containing protein 1-like. The record is from RefSeq and is a predicted model, not a curated record. The transcript has 6 exons. Bases 1 to 888 code for a protein of 295 amino acids. Lineage: Eukaryota; Metazoa; Echinodermata; Echinoidea; Temnopleuroida; Toxopneustidae.